UCCGUUUCGGUCCAGCCGGGCUGCGGCCAUUGUUUGUGUGGACUGAAUGUUUUGGCCAUCACGGUCCACUCUCACAGGCUCCGUUAAGUGACGUGAACUCUUGGGAGGACUGAGCCAGAAGCGGACAGGGCAAGACGAGCUGUGUUUGAAGGAAGAGGGGCAGAAAAUCGAGGGUCAGGGACUGAAAAGCGACUCCGGUUUAGAAACCCCGGAGACACCGGUGUAGGAACCUACCUGUGAUCAGCAAGGAAGGACUGGGUUGGCAAAGGCUCAUGCCCCCAUUUUACAGCUCAGCCAUCUCAGCACUACCCUUCCCGAGAAGAGGAACACAAAGGAGGAAGGAAUGUACACUGUUUUCCUCAUAGUCUGAUCCCAGAUUUCUUUUUCCUAGAAAGCCUGAUCUUUGACCAGAUGGCAGUAACGUUUGAAGAUGUCACUAUUAUUUUUACUUGGGAAGAGUGGAAAUUCCUGGAUUCUUCUCAAAAAAGGCUCUACAGGGAGGUCAUGUGGGAGAACUACACAAAUGUCAUGUCAGUAGAAAACUGGAAUGAGAGCUACAAAUCCCAAGAAGAAAAAUUCAGAUACUUAGAAUAUGAAAAUUUUUCCUGCUGGCAAGGCUGGUGGAAUGCUGGUGCUCAGAUGUGUGAGAAUCAGAACUAUGGGGAAACUGUUCAAGGGAAAGAUUCCAAAGACCUAACACAGCAAGAUCGCUCCCAGUGUCAGAAAUGGUUAAUACUUUCCACACAAGUACCAGGGUGUGGGAACUAUGAACUGACUUUUGAAAGCAAAAAUCGCAGGAACUUAAAAUAUAAAAAUUUUAUACCUUGGCAGUCAUUAGAAACAAAAACCACCCAAGACUAUGGUAGAGAAAUCUACAUGAGUGGUUCACAUGGUUUUCAAGGGGGCAGAUACCAUCUUGGCAUAUCCAGGAAAACCCUCUCCAUGGAAAAAGAACAGAAGCUCAUAGUUCAGCAUUCUUAUAUCCCAGUGGAGGAAGCCCUUCCACAGUACGUUGGGGUGAUAUGUCAGAAAGACCUACUGAAAGAUUCAAUGGAAGAAAACUACUGUGGAUGUAAUAAAUGUAAAGAAAUUUAUUGUUGGAACUCACGGUGUAUUUUCCACAAGAGAAAUCAACCUGGAGAAAACCUCUGUCAAUGUUCCAUCCAUAAAGCAUGCUUCUCUCAGAUAUCAGCCUUGUAUAGACAUCCAAGAAUCCACAUAGGUAAGAAGCUGUAUGGAUAUGAUGAAGUUGACAGUAACUUUCAUCAGAGCUCAGGAGUUCACUUUCAUCAGAGAGUUCACAUAGGGGAGGUACCUUACAGCUGUAAUGCAUAUGGUAAGAGCUUCAGCCGGAUCUCUAGUCUUCACAAUCAUCAAAGAGUUCACACAGAAGAGAAAUUCUAUAAAAUUGAGUGUGAUAAAGACCUCAGUAGGAAUUCAUUACUUCACAUUCACCAGAGACUUCACAUAGGAGAGAAGCCUUUUAAGUGCAAUCAGUGUGGUAAGAGUUUUAAUCGGAGUUCAGUACUUCAUGUUCAUCAGAGAGUCCACACAGGAGAAAAACCAUAUAAGUGUGAUGAGUGUGGUAAGAGCUUCAGCCAGAGCUCAAAUCUUCGAAUUCAUCAGUUAGUACACACAGGAGAGAAGUCUUAUAAAUGUGAAGACUGUGGUAAGGGCUUUACCCAACGCUCAAAUCUUCAAAUUCAUCAGAGAGUGCAUACAGGAGAGAAACCUUAUAAAUGUGAUGACUGUGGGAAGGACUUUAGUCACAGCUCAGAUCUUCGCAUUCAUCAGAGAGUCCAUACAGGGGAGAAACCCUAUUCUUGUCCUGAAUGUGGGAAGAGCUUCAGUAAGAGUUCAAAGCUUCACACUCAUCAAAGAGUACAUACUGGAGAGAAACCCUACAAAUGUGAAGAGUGUGGCAAGGGAUUCAGUCAGCGUUCACAUCUUCUCAUUCAUCACAGAGUCCAUACAGGAGAAAAGCCCUAUAAAUGUGAUGAUUGUGGAAAGGGUUUUAGUCACAGUUCUAAUCUUCACAUUCAUCAGAGGAUCCAUACAGGAGCGAAACCUUACCAAUGUGCUAAGUGUGGUAAAGGUUUCAGUCAUAGCUCAGCUCUUCGAAUUCAUCAAAAAGUCCACACAGGAGAGAAACCUUAUAAAUGCCAUGAAUAUUAUAAGGGAUUUGAUCAUAAUUCACAUCUUCACAAUAAUCAUAGAAGAAGAAACUUAUAAAUGUUGUUCAUUUAGUUAACAGCUUCAAUCAAAGUUUACCUAACCUUUAAACCCUAAAGUGCUGCUGAUAAGGAAAUCUUAUAAAUAACAGAAGUAAUCCCAAGCAACAUUUAUAGUUUCCCCUAUCUCCCACUAAGAAUUAUUUGCUUCAAAAGGAGAUCUUUAGAAAAAUCCCUAUAUAUUUAAAAUUAUUGUGUAUUUUUCUUUACCUACUAUAAAUAUAAUGCAGUCAUAAAAUAUAUUAAACAUUUAAGGAGAAAACUCUUCAUUCU
This is a messenger RNA of Rhinopithecus roxellana (golden snub-nosed monkey), 2504 nucleotides long. RefSeq names its product zinc finger protein 214 (gene ZNF214). The coding region runs from base 412 to 2232 and encodes 606 amino acids. Gene Ontology annotation, biological process: regulation of transcription by RNA polymerase II. Gene Ontology annotation, molecular function: RNA polymerase II cis-regulatory region sequence-specific DNA binding; DNA-binding transcription factor activity, RNA polymerase II-specific. The transcript has 5 exons. The record is from RefSeq and is a predicted model, not a curated record. Lineage: Eukaryota; Metazoa; Chordata; Mammalia; Primates; Cercopithecidae.